AUGCUUUUCAUUGGUUGGAUCUGGAGACGAGGAAGUAUUCAGAGAAUUCUAGGCGGAUUUAAGGGAUCACGGGUAACGGCGCUGCAGAGGAGAGAGACCAGUGUUCCUGUCCGACUUCCUUUUGAUUUGUGGUUUGGUAUACGUCGUUCGUUCGCUAUCGAUGUUGGGGAUGUUUGGAUGGCCGUGGCUGGACGAGGCUCCAAGGGCCACGUCCCGUCAUGGAUCUCCGUCGACACUACAGAACUUCAAGCAAUCUUCGAGGAAACUGCCCCGAGUGACCCCUGUCGGGCAAACCACAUCAUACACAAGAGCAGUGCCAAGUUUAGAGAGAUCCUCGAGGGCGAUAAGGAGUGCGGAACAGACACGGAGUCAGAGCGGAUCCAAGAAAAGAAGAGCUCCAGUACCUUGAAGGCUGUAACGCAGAAGCUCAAGAAGCACCUCUCGAAGGAGGACGGGGUGUCGAAGCGAAUGUCCAGGCAGAGCAUCGGCACAAGUGAAGAGGAGGUCGAGCGCAGAGCGGAACUCAGAAGGAUCAGAGAGAGGAGGAUUCGAGAAGAGCUGAGCAAUGAGGGUUGUUAUGACGAUGAUGCAAAGUCCUUGCCCUCGAGUCCGGGUACGCCUCUCAGGAACGAUCGUCCAUCGUGGAUUCCUGGCCAGUAUGUGCCACUGCCGACUUUGGAUCUGCCCGCUCUGGAUCCGUUGGCACAUAAACCGCUUCUGGCAACAGAUUCGACGGCAAAAACGCCUGGAUGCCAGUCCGAUCCAGCUUCUCCAAGUACCGCAAUGAUCAAUUCCACCGUCUCAACCUCAGUCUCCCGACGAUGCAGCCUGCCUGCUCUGUCUGACGCGGGCACUGAACUCGACAAACCAAUAGCCUAUCUACCCACUCGGAAGCGUGGUAGUUCAGUUGCUGAAGUGCCAGCAGCACCCAUCAUCGCGGCUCAACGACUUCCAAGUCUCACCGAUCCACUCAUCUCAGCAUGGCGUUUGUCGUUCUCGGCAGAUAAGCGAGGGGAGCAUCUCCGGAAGCUCAGCGGUCAGGCGGUUCCCAUAACUUUGAACCCAGAGCUGCUACGGGAAAAGUCACCCCCUGUAGACCGAUGGCUCCAUAGUCAAGGGCUUAGGUCGCCAUCACGGGCUUUUACGGAAUCGGACGAUGACGGGAUUGCGGGAAAUUCGGAAUCUCAAACAGUUCAAUGCCAUGCCCAUGAUGACUUUGGAGGCGUUGAUGGCGUCAAAGAUAAUUUGACAGCAGUUCAUCUGCAUGAUAUGAAUAUAUCAGAGCGUCUUGCUUCCAAAGGUCUCCAGAGUUCUGCUUCAUCGCCCCAACUGUCAAGCUGGGGCUCACACCAACGUGAUGUUGACAGCAUCAGCAACAUCUCUCAAGCAGCUAUGGCUGAGCGUUCUCGCUUUUUGCGAACUACCUCAGACUCUGCGCAUCUGAGUGACCAGAUUCCCAAUUCUUGGGGGGCCGUUAUCGAGCACCGCUCAUCAUCUAUUUAUCCAUCAGACCCAAUCCUAAGGGACGCGAGAUUCGUUCAUCGAGGGGUACUGUUCACCAUCCUACUACGCGCCCUGGCUAAUAAUGUUUUAGCUGCAGAAUCUCCUCCGCCACUGGCCUGCUUAACAAGAUCAGCAACGGCAAACUGCUCCUCUGCCAGUCUCUCGGUUCCUUUGUCUAGACAAAAUCACCACUCGAAUCAUGAUGACAGUUCCCUUCUGGCCUCAGAAACCGCGUCAUUCCGAGAGCGAGAGUUGGAGCUCAGUCUCAUCGAAACACGGUUUGCCUCUUCUGAAAUCGUCAAGAGUCGCAACUCACCUGUGCCCAGUAGAUUCAAAGAAGAGUUUGACAUGGAAUCGGAAGCACCUCCCGAGCCACAACAUCGGAAGCCUUCCGUCUUCAAUAAAUUAGCCACCAAAUUUGCAGUCAAGACCUACGAUGGCACCUCGAAAAUUGAAGAGCUGUUGGAUGUUCCGAUACCAAAUUUCAAUGCGGAGUCUCUCCGGACCCCUCGAGGCAGUUCCCGGGUUACGACCAGUUCUGGUGUUGAUCGUGCCGGUACCAAUAAUCCCUUGGCGGAAUUCGAAGAUUCUGCACAUAUGUGGACCAAGGCUAUCAAGAAGGAUGACAGGGCCGAGGAUGUCGCCAAAAAUCUGCGUCUGCCCGGAAAACAGGCCAGUGGUGCUAGAAAGAAGAGUGCCAUGGAAGAUGAUAUACCAAAAAGUGCCUUUGACACCAUCUUUGGUGGCCUAGCCAAAAACAAGAAGAAGAAGGUUGAUAUCAGCGACCACAAGAGUGCCGCAGAGGAGUACAAUGCACGCUUUCAGGAGCGUUUGGCUGUCAAAGAGCUUGUGUUGGGUUCUUGGGAAGAUGAGAUGGCAGCCACAGCUGCGAAGGCGAAGACAAAAAGUAAGAACAUUGUCAAGAACUACAAGCUGACGGGACCUGACAAGAGGUAUCCGGCGACUUGGUCACGUUUCGAUUCAGAGAGUCGGGUCGAGCGGUGCAUCAGUGCCGGAGCGAUGGACCGAGUCAACGUCAAAGACUUUGCAGUCCUAGGUCAUCGAGAUGAUGGGGAGAUUAUCUGGUGUCUCGAACAUGAUGAUGACGGUCAUCACGCCGAAAUCGAGAUCGUUCACGAAGGUCUGACAGGCAGGCUGGGUAACAAGAUUAAGCACAAGGCCUACAGGUUCGACACGCAAGAUGAACAGUCCCAGCAGACCAGUGGACGAAGAGGAAGCUUGUCUGUUGCUGGUGAGCUUGAAUAUCCAGAGUUGGAAGUCUUGCCAUUCACUCUAAGAACACAAGAGGAGAUGGUAGCGGAAAUCGAUGCUGAGCAAGAACUUGAGAGAAAAAAGCAAGAGCAGGAGAAAGAGGCGAAGAAGCAGCAUAUUCCAAAGCUGGCUGUCAGGCACAAGGUCAACGUGGAUGGAAGUUUGGAUGUGCAGCUUGACACCGCGACUGACGGGGUCAGCAUUGCUGAUCCGAGAUUCUACGAAGAUUGUGUUGUCCAUCCCGGGCUCGACUCGAAAUCCCCAGGCCCCAAUACGACUGAAGACGGUGGUCUUGGUGUUCUGAAGACGCGUGGUAGAGGUGGCGAGGACGAGGUGGAGGGUAUUGCUGACCCGCGGUUUUACGAGGACUGUGUGAUCAAUCCGGUCCUGGAUGACAACGCGGCGGACGCUUACAAGAGGCUUGGAAUUAGUACUUUCGAGAGUAGCAAGAGAAAGGGUAACUUCAGGACGUGGAGCGCUAAAGACUGGGAAGGGUCUAGUGAGCACAUGCAACGGGCGGGUAGUGCGCAUGUCAGAGGUAGUGCGGGUAUGGGUCCAAGUUUGAUGAAGCGAAGCAGAAAUGCUAGUAUGGGAACGAUGGUGUUGAGGAAGAGUACCGAUGACUAUUUUGAGAGUGUUGAGAGGAUGGAGCGCAGGGAGCGGGAGAGGGUUUUGAGUGUCGCGGAGGUGGCCUGGGGUGAAGGUAAAUAG
Molecule: messenger RNA, 3486 nt
Organism: Drepanopeziza brunnea f. sp. 'multigermtubi' MB_m1
Lineage: Eukaryota; Fungi; Ascomycota; Leotiomycetes; Helotiales; Drepanopezizaceae
Source: RefSeq, a predicted model, not a curated record